AUGGCUUGGUGGCAUGAUUUACCCAAUGAGCUAAAGAACCAAAUUUGGGGCCAUCUGCUCAAGUGCGGCAGCAAUGAGGGUCAACCACUAGCUCCAUACGCUUCCAUCUCUUCUGAAUGGCAGAAAAUCAUCGAGCCCUUUGUCUUUGAAGAGAUAUCCAUCUCCCUUCAUUCACAAAAAUCAACUUCAAGCCGCCGCAAGAUUUCUCAAGCCCGCAAAAUCCUCACCAAACCACGCCAGAGCGCCCUCAAGCGACUCCGUGUCCGCAUCGACUAUGACGCCACCAAGACUUCCAAGGGCUAUAGGAGGGCGUUUGCGGGGGUGGUAGUCGCCUUGUUCGAUCUGUUGCAGACCUGGAAGGCGGAAGAUGCCAAGAUCGACCUCAAAAUUAUCGAAGUCCGGCCUUGCGGUCCCCCGCUACUCACGUACGGAGGAGAGCUAUUGCAGCAGCGAACGUGGUCAAUCGGUUGCGUGCGGUCGCUCCGCAUCGUGAAACCACAAUCAUACAUUUUCCGAAGCACUGGGCCCGAGCUUGCCGACCUUAUUUUGAACGGACUUGCCCCCGGUCCGGACAUGGUGGAAUACAACUACGAAAUCGGCUGCCGCCCUGGAUAUAAGCACAAGCUUUGCCUUCUCACGGAUUGGCAGAUUGCUCCGGUGGAAGUGAAGUCGCUGACUAUCCGAGAAUCUUGCGACCAGAGCAACUUGAACACGCAACAUGAUUGGAUCGAAUACAUUCGUACGCAUCAGGGCAUCCCUGAGCAACUGUAUCAAAAGAGCCGUGGGCUAGAGGAACUAUGCAUAUCGUUCGCCAUAGAUGCGACUGACUUCUUUUCCCCCAUGAUGGACCAGCCCAUGAAUGACAGCACAUUUUCGCAGGUCAGCACCGUUCUCCCUGAUUGGCCUGAACUGCGGCUCAUCAGUCUGACGUCUCAUUCUAUCUGGGACAAGGCACCCGAGAUGACAAACAAGCUCCUGUUAUCGGCCGCUAGAGCUGCCCGACGGAUGCCAAAGUUGAGAGUGAUGGAAAUGUGGAACGCUCGGGAGCAAUACAUCCUUUCGGCGGGCUGUUUCCGUUACUCUAUUGGGGAAGACGGUGCCGCAACGUUCAUAUGGGAAAGUACAUGGGACUUCGAGAUUGAAGAAGCCACAAAAGUGGCAUGGGUCGAUGCCGCCAAGUCGCAUUCCGCCUAUGGUCUGAAUUUCGAAGUGCGAAGGGUUCCUGCUGAGCUACCAUGGCCCUUCUCACCGGCCCAGGCUCAUGCGGCAGCGUUUUCCUACCGCAGCGCCUCUCACCUUCCUUCUAGACUAAGCACGGAAACAGCUUGA
Colletotrichum phormii is the source of this 1329-nucleotide messenger RNA. RefSeq lists its product as uncharacterized. Lineage: Eukaryota; Fungi; Ascomycota; Sordariomycetes; Glomerellales; Glomerellaceae. The record is from RefSeq and is a predicted model, not a curated record. The transcript has a single exon. Bases 1 to 1329 code for a protein of 442 amino acids.